CGAAUAUUCCAAGCAUAUUCUCUGUUCAAGAGGUUGGAAGAUGCUUUUUGUUAUUACGAAGCACCCAAUUCGUUUCACUUUUGCUUCCCGUCGCCACUCCAUUCCACUGAAUUAGCAGCGUAAUUUGGAAACUACAAGAUAUUUUCUGUCAGAAUUCGAUUGUUGUGGGGAAUUGUGUCGGCGUGAGCAAGCAGCAUGAUCGAGGUUACCGCAGUUUUGUUUCUUAUUGCCCCGAUUUUUUGGGCGGUUCUCGCUCUACUGUCAUUAUUUCACUACCGGAAGCUAUCUCUCUACCGAAAAGUUGAAAAUUUUCCUGGCCCACCGACGCUUCCGUUCAUCGGAAACGCUCACUAUUUCAUGGGCGAUUCGAGCAGUAUUUUCAACAACAUCGUCAAGAUGGUGAACUCUUACCCCUCGCCCUUCAAAGUUUGGCUGGGCCAUCGACUGUUUUUCGUGGUCUACGAACCGGAUCAAUUGGAGAGCGUUUUUCUCAGUGCAAAAACCAUCGACAAGGAUUCGCUCUACCAGUUCGCAAAGCCUUGGCUAGGGAGCGGCCUGUUCACGGCAUCGACUGAGGAGUGGCGAAUCCACCGAAAAUUGAUUGCUCCAACCUUCAAUAUUAAAAUACUGGAAUCUUUCGUCGAGAUAUUUGCCAAACAGUCGGAAAUAAUGAGCCAGCAAAUGGGCAAGGAAUCGGGAGGUGGAGAGUUCGAUGUAUUCGAAUACGUUACUCUGUGCACGAUCGACGUUAUCUGCGAAACUGCUAUGGGAAUCAAGACACAAACUCAGUUGGACAAAGACCAUAGAUACAUCCAUUCGUCGAAAAGAGUUUUCGAAAUCCUUUGGCGGCGAAUUUUCAACAUCGUUCUGCACCCCGAUUUCAUGUUCGGUUUCACAGAAUGUUAUCGAGAACAAAACGAAUGUAUAAAAUACUUGCACGGGGUGACGGAGGACGUCAUUCGACGGAAGAGAAACGCGAUGGGGAAAGCCGGAGCUCGUCUGGACGAGGAAUAUUCAGAAGAAAGAUUCUCGACGAAAAAAGUUUUUCUGGAUCUCUUGAUGGAGCUGUCGGACAAAGGCAUCAAAUUCACGGACAAGGAACUCAGAGACGAAGUUAAUACGAUGAUGAUAGCGGGGAUCGACACCACGGCAACGGCCAACACUUUCGUUUUGUUCAUGCUCGCCAACUAUCCCGAGAUUCAAGAAAAAGUGUACGAGGAGCUCUGCGAGAUCUACGGCGACGAAGUUGCGUCCGACAGAGUGAUUCAGAGCGAAGACCUCGCUCGGAUGGUCUAUUUGGAGAGAGUUAUAAAAGAGACUUUGAGACUCUUUCCCAUCGCGCCGAUCAUUAUCCGUAAAAUUCAAGAAGAUCUUGACCUGAACGGUCGCACUCUCCCAAGAGGAACCUCGAUCGCUCUGGCUCUCUUGAAAGUCCACCGUUGUGAAAAAAUCUGGCCGGAUCCAUUGAAAUUCGAUCCUGAUCGUUUCCUACCUGAAGAAGUUGCGAAACGUCAUCCGUACAGUUUCGUGCCUUUCAGCGCUGGACCCCGGAUGUGUAUAGGAUUCAAGUACGCGAUAAUGGCCGUGAAGGUUCUCGUGGCCACGGUUUUGCGUCGCUACGCCAUGUCCAAAGACGAAACUGUCGCUAUCGAGGACAUUAAACUGAAAGCAGAAAUCGUUUUGAAGCCCGUCACCCCGAUGAAGUUGAAAAUCGUCAGGAGGGUGCAGCCUCCGUCCGCGGCUCCGACGCGACCUGACGAGAUGAUUGGCUCCACCGCUGCUUUGUUUCUGACUCUUAUUUUUUGUGGAAUCGUCGCUUCCCUUUUAUUUUACUACCGGAAAUGGUCCUUGUACCAAAAGGCUGCCAAGUUUCCGGGUCCGCCGACACUUCCGUUAAUCGGGAACGCUCAUUAUUUCAUGGGCGAUUCAAUCAAUAUGAUGGCUACCAUGGUUAGACUGACGAACUCUUACCCUUCGCCCUUCAAAAUUUGGAUGGGCCCUCGACUAUUCACCGUGAUUUAUGAACCGGAGCAGCUUAAGAGCGUUCUUCUCAGCCCGAAAACCAUUGAGAGGGAAGCCCUUUACCAGCUCGCAAGUCCUUGGCUAGGGGACGGCAUUCUUACGGCAUCGGCUGACAAGUGGCGAAUCCACCGGAAAUUGAUCGCACCGACAUUCAACGUGAAAAUCCUGGAAACCUUUGUCGAAGUGUUCGCUAGACAAUCGGAAGUGAUGGUCGAACAGAUGAGCAAGGAAUUGGGCGGUGGCGAUUUCAACGUUUUUGCCUACGUUACUCUGUGCACACUCGACAUUAUCUGUGAAACUGCGAUGGGCGUUACGGCCUAUGCUCAAGUCGAGAAGGACAACGUUUACGUCCACUCUGCCAGCAGAGCUUUCGAAAUCAUUUGGAAACGAGUUUGCAACAUUUGGCUGCACUCCGAGCUCAUAUUCAGUCUAACCAAGUUGCACCGCGACCAGAAACAGUGCAUCAAGAAUCUGCACGGCGUGACCCACGACGUGAUACAACGGAAGAAAAACGCGAGCGGACGAAUCGAAAAACCUUUGGAAAGCGAAUAUUCGGGAUCGACGAAGAGGAAGGCCUUUUUGGAUCAUUUGUUGGAAUUGUCGGACCAGUUCACCGAGAAGGAAGUGAAAGCGGAAGUCAACACGAUGCUGAUAGCGGCGAACGACACCACUGGGACCGUGGUAACUUUCGCCCUGCUCAUGCUCGCGAAUCACCCCGAAAUCCAACAAAAAGCGUACGAGGAGCUCUGCGACAUUUACGGGGACGAGGUUUCGAGCAACAGCCCGAUACAGAACGAAGACCUCCACAGGAUGAUCUACCUGGAGAGAGUGAUCAAAGAAACUUUAAGGCUUUUCCCCGUUGCACCGAUCAUCGGGCGCGAGGUCCAGGAAGAUCUUGACAUCGGCGACCACACUCUGCCAAAGGGGAGCACAGUGAUAAUGGGCAUCUUGAAAAUUCAUCGUUGGGAAAAACUCUGGCCGGAUCCCUUGAAGUUCGAUCCGGAUCGUUUCUUACCCGAAGAAGUGGCGAAGCGUCAUCCGUACAGUUACGUGCCGUUCAGUGCCGGACCCCGAAAUUGCGUGGGAUUGAGGUACGCGAUGAUGGCCAUGAAAACCCUCGUCGCCACGGUUCUGCGUCGCUACGUUCUCAUAACCGACAAAAUUUCGGCCGUCGAGGACAUCAAACUCAAAUCUGAAUUCAUCCUGAAGCCUGUCGACCCCAUAAGGCUGAGAAUCCAGAAAAGAUAAAAGUUCCAUCGAAAAAAGAAGCCGGUCGUCGUCGAGGCGACCAAAACGAUCGAGUGGUGUUUAUUUAUUGCGGAUGUUUGGUCAGCGUAAUUGUACAAUUGUUAUUAUUUAAUAAACGUUUUAAACUUAA
Venturia canescens is the source of this 3400-nucleotide messenger RNA. RefSeq lists its product as uncharacterized. The record is from RefSeq and is a predicted model, not a curated record. NCBI's taxonomy places the organism in Eukaryota, Metazoa, Arthropoda, Insecta, Hymenoptera, Ichneumonidae. Gene Ontology annotation, molecular function: iron ion binding; heme binding; monooxygenase activity. Bases 196 to 3270 code for a protein of 1024 amino acids. The transcript has 23 exons.